AUGACAGGUCAGAGACUGACUGAAGUCCACAAGAAGAUGAUGAUGGAGGAAGGGGAGGACCGAGAAGAGUCUGCAGGAUCCAGCUAUCCGUCUGUGAGGAGUGACCGGUCCAAAGGUCCAUCUCCACACUUCAGUACUGAAGCUGGACCAACGAGAGGUCAGAGGUCACAGUCUGCAGGAUCCAGCUGUCUGUCUGUGAGGAGUGACGGGUCCAAAGAUGGACCUCCAGACUUCAGUAAUGAACGUGGACCAAAGAGAGUGGACCAGAAGAGGUCAGAGGUUCACAGUGAUCAGUCUGCCCAGCAGCAUCAAACACACCUGGACUCCAUAUUUAGGCCGCUGGAGGACAACAUCAUCACAUUUGUGAAGAAUGAGCUGAAGAAGAUCCAGAAGGUCCUGAGUCCAGAUUAUCCAGAAUGCUUAGAGAGUCCAAUGGAGGAUGAUGAGGAGAAGAGGAGGAGCAGAGAAGCAUUUGUAAAGAUCACACUGGACUUCCUAAGGAGAAUGAAGCAGGAGGACCUGGCUGACUGUCUGCAGAGUAGAUAUCCCAUUGGAGUUUUUCAGCAUCAUCUCAAGUCUCUCUUGAAGAAGAAGUUCCAAUGUGUGUUUGAGGGGAUCGCUAAAGCAGGAAACCCAACCCUUCUGAAUCAGAUCUACACAGAGCUCUACAUCACAGAGGGAGGGACUGCAGAGGUCAAUGAUGAACAUGAGGUCAGACAGAUUGAAACAGCAUCCAGGAACCCAGACAGACCAGAAACAACAAUCAGACAAGAAGACAUCUUUAAAGCCUCACCUGGAAGAGAUGAACCAAUCAGAAUAGUGCUGACAAAGGGAGUGGCUGGCAUUGGGAAAACAGUCUUAACACAGAAAUACACCUUGGACUGGGCUGAGGACAAAGCCAACCAGGACAUCCAGUUCAUAUUUCCAUUCACUUUCAGAGAGCUGAAUGUGCUGAAAGAGGAAAAGUUCAGCUUGGUGGAACUUGUUCAUCACUUCUUUACUGAAACCAAAGAAGCAGGAAUCUGCAGCUUUGAAGACUUCCAGGUUCUGUUCAUCUUUGAUGGUCUGGAUGAGUGUCGACUUCCUCUGGACUUCCACAAAACUACAAUCCUAACUGACCCUAGAAAGUCCACCUCAGUGGAUGUGCUGCUGAUAAACCUCAUCAGGGGUAAACUGCUUCCCACUGCUCGCCUCUGGAUAACCACACGACCUGCAGCAGCCAGUCAGAUCCCUCCUGACUGUGUUGGUAUGGUGACAGAGGUCAGAGGGUUCACUGACCCACAGAAGGAGGAGUACUUCAGGAAGAGAUUCACAGAUGGGGAGCAGGCCAGAAUGAUCAUCUCCCACAUCAAGACAUCACGAAGCCUCCACAUCAUGUGCCACAUCCCAGUCUUCUGCUGGAUCACUGCUACAGUUCUGGAGAAUUUGCUUAAAACCAGAGAGGAAGAACAGCUGCCCAAGACCCUGACUGAGAUGUACAUCCACUUCCUGGUGGUUCAGGCCAAAGUGAAGAAGGUCAAGUAUGAGGGAGGAUUUGAGACAGAUCCACACUGGAGUCCUGAGAGCAGGAAGAUGAUGGGAUCUCUGGGAAAACUGGCUUUUGAUCAGCUGCAGAAAGGAAACCUGAUCUUCUAUGAAUCAGACCUGACAGAGUGUGACAUCGAUAUCAGAGCAGCCUCAGUGUACUCAGGAGUGUUCACACAGAUCUUUAAAGAGGAGAGAGGACUGUACCAGGACAAGGUGUUCUGCUUUAUCCAUCUGAGUUUUCAGGAGUUUCUGGCUGCUCUUCAUGUCCAUCUGACCUUCAUCAACUCUGGAAAAAAUCUGCUAGAAGAACAACAAACAACCUCCCAGAAUUCUGAAACAAGAGAGUCUGCAGAGAAAUUCUUCUACCAGAGUGCUGUGAACAAGGCCUUACAGAGUCCAAAUGGACACCUGGACUUGUUCCUCCGCUUCCUUCUGGGUCUUUCACUGCAGACCAAUCAGACUCUCCUACGAGGUCUGCUGACACAGACAGGAAGUAGCUCACAGACCAAUCAGGAAACAGUCCAGUACAUCAAAAAGAAGCUCAGUGAGAAUCUGUCUGCAGAGAAAAGCAUCAAUCUGUUCCACUGUCUGAAUGAACUGAAUGAUCGUUCUCUAGUUGAGGAGAUCCAACAGUCCCUGAGAUCAGGAAGUCUCUCCACAGAUGAACUGUCUCCUGCUCAGUGGUCAGCUCUGGUCUUCAUCUUACUGUCAUCAGAAAAAGAUCUUGAUGUGUUUGACCUGAAGAAAUACUCUGCUUCAGAGGAAGCUCUUCUGAGGCUGCUGCCAGUGGUCAAAGCCUCCAACAAAGCUCUACUUAAUGUUUGUAAACUCUCAGAGAGAAGCUGUAAAGUUCUGUCUUCAGUUCUCAGCUCCCAGUCAUCUUCUUUGAGAGAGCUGGACCUGAGUAACAACAACAUACAAGAUUCAGGAGUGAAGCUUCUGUCUGUUGGAAUGAAGAGUCCACACUGUAAACUAGAAACUCUCAGACUAAGUGGCUGUAAACUCUCAGAGAGAAGCUGUGAAGCUCUGUCCUCAUUUCUCAGCUCCCAGUCCUGUAGUCUGAGAGAGCUGGACUUGAGUGACAACAGCCUGAAUGAUUCAGGAGUGAAGAUGCUGAAGACCCAUCUGGAACAUCCGAUGACCUGUAUAGUGCACUCUAUGUAGGUGGAGCCUGCUGGAGUCCGAUGGUUGAGACCAGGUCUGAGGAAGUAUUCCUGUCAAUUCACAAUCAACACAAACACAGUGAACACAAGCCUCCAGCUGUCUGACAACAACAGGAAGGUGACACAUGUGGAGGAGGUUCAGUCAUAUCCUGAUCAUCCAGACAGAUUUGAUGUUAGUCCUCAGCUGCUGUGUAAAAAUGGUCUGACUGGUCGCUGUUACUGGGAGGUCGAGUGGAGAGGAAUCAUUUAUAUAUCAGUGAGUUACAGAAGAAUCAGAAGGAAAGGAGGCAGUGAUGACUGUGUGUUUGGAUGGAAUGAUCAGUCCUGGAGUCUGUACUGCUCUGAGAGAUUUGGUUACUAUGUCUGGCACAAAAGCAGAGAAAUAUGGAUCUCCUCCUCAUCAUCCUCCUCCUCCUCCUCUGUCUCUAAUAGAGUAGCAGUGUAUGUGGACUGUCCUGCUGGCACUCUGUCCUUCUACAGAGUCUGCUCUGACACUCUGAUCCACCUCCACACCUUCAACACCACAUUCACUCAAACUCUUUAUCCUGGAUUUAGACUCUGGUAUCCUGAUUCAUCAGUGUCCCUGUGCUGAGUGGA
This is a messenger RNA of Neolamprologus brichardi, 3287 nucleotides long. Lineage: Eukaryota; Metazoa; Chordata; Actinopteri; Cichliformes; Cichlidae. The record is from RefSeq and is a predicted model, not a curated record.